Messenger RNA from Lizanozyma spartinae, 1608 nucleotides. It is a transcript of the gene SCW4, whose product is annotated as Scw4p. The transcript is spliced from 2 exons. Gene Ontology annotation, molecular function: 1,3-beta-glucanosyltransferase activity; glucan endo-1,3-beta-D-glucosidase activity. The record is from RefSeq and is a predicted model, not a curated record. Gene Ontology annotation, biological process: cell wall organization; carbohydrate metabolic process. Gene Ontology annotation, cellular component: cell surface; extracellular region; fungal-type cell wall. The coding region runs from base 1 to 1608 and encodes 535 amino acids. NCBI's taxonomy places the organism in Eukaryota, Fungi, Ascomycota, Pichiomycetes, Serinales, Debaryomycetaceae.
AUGAGUAGAGCAGUGCUGGCAUUGCUCCUCUUGGUGAUAAACAUCACUAUAGCUGCUCCUAUAAAGCGAGAUGUUGUAUAUGUCAUAGCCACUACUACUGUGGAUAUGCAGUAUUCUCAAUUUGCUGCUCUUCAGCCAACAAGUCAGAUAAUACCCACUCUUCCAGUUACUCCUACACCUGUUGUAACUCCAUCUCCUGCUGCAACACCAAAUAUACCUGCAACAUCUGUAGCUGAAUCGACCAAAGGUGGAUCAUUCUGGCAACAGCUCCAGCAAUUGUUAGGAUUUGGAGAAAGCGAUAGCUCAUCUUCUGCGGUAGCUACACCAACUCCUGUUGCCCCUAAUACAAAUGCACCUGCGACAGUAGCCAACGGAAGAACAAAUGGACAAGGACAUUUAGCAACAGUGAUUGACACCCAAGUUGUAUAUGUGACUGCAACAUUGUCGUCGUCUGCUGCUACAUUGCUGCCUGCAGUGUCUACAGGUGGACCAUCCACUUCGGUGUCUAUUUCAGUAAGUGGACCAUCCACUUCGGUGUCUAUUUCAGUAAGUGGACCAUCCACUUCGGUGUCUAUUUCAGUAAGUGGACCAUCCACUUCGGUGUCUAUUUCAGUAAGUGGGUCACCCACUUCGGUGCCUAUUUCAUUAAGUGCACCAGUGAUCUCACAACCAGCUCCAGGAGGUGCAACUGCCAGUAGUACUGUGGAAACCGGUACAAGUACUAGCACUGGAGGGUCGUCUAACGGCAACAAUAACAACAGCUCUUCGUCUUCAUCUGGUGGAAUUAUUUCUAUCGAUGCUGCUCAAAAAGUUGCUCAAGAAGCAAAGGGAAUCAGCUAUUCGCCAUAUACAAACAGUGGUAGUUGUAAGUCUUUAUCAGACGUGACUCAUGAUUUUCAAAUCUUACAGCAUUACUCUGAAAUCAGAUUAUACAGCACUGAUUGCAGUGCCAUUGAAAAUUUGUUACUGCUUAUGACUUCGGGGCAAUCUUUGUUUUUGGGUAUCUACAAUAUUGACACCCACACCAUCACUACUGGUUUGCAGACUAUCAAGACAGCCGUUGAAGGCAGCUCCUUAGGCUGGAAUGCUGUUAAUACUAUUUCUAUUGGGAAUGAAAGAGUCAAUAAUGGUUGGUCUACGCCCGCAGACAUGCAAACAGCAGUGAACACAGCUAAGAGUUGGCUUAAAUCAAAUGCUCCUAACUAUACUGGGCCAGUUGUCACUGUUGACACUCUAGUGGCUACAGUGAACAAUCCUCAGUUAUGCCAAGUCUCUGACUACAUUGCAGUAAAUUGCCACCCCUUCUGGGAUGGUGGAGUGGAACCCUCUAAUGCUGGUCCAUGGUUACAAGAACAGAUUCUGCACUUGAGAUCUGUAUGUGGAUCUAGUAAGAGAAUCUUAAUUACAGAAACUGGAUGGCCCACAAAGGGGGAUACCUUUGGCAUUUGUGUGCCCUCACAAGAAAAUCAAAAUUUAGCUAUAAGCAGUAUCAACAGUGUUUUAGCUAAUGACGUAUACAUGUUCACCACUUAUAACGACUUCUGGAAGCAACCAGGUCCAAGUAAUGUGGAACAAUACUGGGGAAUUUAUGGUAAUCCUGCAACUUAA